Molecule: messenger RNA, 1264 nt
Organism: Doryrhamphus excisus (bluestripe pipefish)
Lineage: Eukaryota; Metazoa; Chordata; Actinopteri; Syngnathiformes; Syngnathidae
Gene: cacul1
Product: CDK2 associated cullin domain 1
Biological process (GO): G1/S transition of mitotic cell cycle; ubiquitin-dependent protein catabolic process; positive regulation of protein kinase activity
Molecular function (GO): ubiquitin protein ligase binding; protein kinase binding
Source: RefSeq, a predicted model, not a curated record
CGCCGUCAUCGGAGACACCGAGCUGAACUCGGCAACACUCACCUGAGAGUUUUGGACAACAUUUGCCACAAUACCGUCGACAGUAUUGACGCCUUUAGAUGCCAGGUGAAGGGCUGCAAUGGAGGCGAUGGAAGAUGACAGUUCAGACGUGAAGGAUGACCACAAUCAUAACUACCGUGCGAGCAGCAGCGGCGGCGGCAAUAAAAUCCAAACGUAUUUAAGCAGCCGGAUCUCCGAGGGAACGACGCUCCAUCAACCCGUUUCUUCGUCGGCACCCAAAGGGGACCUGGACUCCGCUGGAGGGAGUUCGGUAUCCCGUGGCACCGACGGGUCAAAGGUCAUGGACUCGGAAUCGGACUCGGGCAGCGAGUGCAGCGAAGCGGGUGAGACCGACCGCCCCACCGCGACGGCAGCCUCCGCCGAGGGGUCUUUCACCGGGGAGUCGACUUCAAAGCUCCUUCUAAAUGCAAUGGCCGUGGAAGACUACCGUAAUAACCACUGGCCAAACUUGGACAAGGCCAUCGAACGCCUGCUCAUUCAGAAUCCUACGGACCACAUCUCUGUGUCAUAUGCUCAGAUAUACAGUUACGUCUACAAGUGUGUGUGUCAGCAACACUCGGAGCUCCUCUACGUGGACCUGAAAUCCAAAAUAGGCCAUCAUCUCCAUCAAGUUUCCAGCCAGCUGCACGCCAUCCCACCUGAAAACUUCAUUGAAAGCUUCAACACGGCACUGACGCAAUACAUUGCAUCUCUUCAGUGCAUCGUUCCAGUAUUUAUGUAUUUGAACAAAUUCUACAUAGAGUCAAAGCUGAACCGCGACUUGAGACAGGAUCUGAUGAACCUGUUUGCCGACCGUGUCGCGGAGGAGCACGUCAACAAACUCAUGCCACUUCUCAUCAAAGCUCAGACGAUGCCCUUCAAAGUGCAGCCAUCAACCAUGGCCAGCGUGGUUACGGGCCUCCACAGCCUCCGACCAGAAUGGGCCCAGUUAGCACCAGCACUCUUCUCUAGCUUUAUUCCUCAAAUCAACCCCCCCGCCGUGGAGUCGUUGCUCUCCGACUACGCUGCUCGUGACCAGAAACUGCAGAUGGAGCUCUCCAUGAACGGCUUCCCACGAGGAGAUCAGUCUCGCAAGCGGGCCAACGAUGACUCCUGACGAGAAGACGGCCAUCAGCACGCCACGGAGUAGCAGGAUGUGGUCUGCCGCACUACAAGUCAGACGGGUGACAAGGAGUCGCUGCAGAACGUGGAGUCAUGUUUCCAU